This is a messenger RNA of Schistosoma margrebowiei, 3200 nucleotides long. Lineage: Eukaryota; Metazoa; Platyhelminthes; Trematoda; Strigeidida; Schistosomatidae. The record is from the annotation of a GenBank genome assembly.
GAGUAUUUACGAAUCCCGGCCUUUAUCUACGUGAUGCUAGGUUCAAACUUGUCUACUGGCAGCCAGUCAUUUCAUGUGGUUUCUUCGGUCUCAAGGUUUGGUGAGGCCUCUCCGUAUCACCAGAACCCACCACUUUCUGUAUAUCCACGUUCGUUAUUGGAACAUGUUGUUAGUCUUGAUAUCGACCAUCAACCCGCAUAUGUCCGAAAUACUGGUAUAAUAUGCACCAUCGGUCCUGCUUGUCGCACUGUCGAGAUACUACAGAAUAUGAUGACAUCUGGAAUGAAUAUUGCCCGUCUGAAUUUCUCUCACGGCAGUCACGAAUAUCAUGCGAAAACCAUUGAGUUGGUCCGAGAGGCUGCCGCAACUUUAAAACCGUUCCCUCGACCGAUAGGGAUUGCUUUGGAUACCAAGGGGCCUGAAAUUCGUACUGGCCUUAUUAACGGGAGUGGGACCGCUGAAGUCAAUCUUCAAGUUGGUCAUAAAAUACGUGUAACCACUGAUUCCGCAUACAUGGAAGCAUGUAAUGAGUCUAUUCUGUAUGUGGACUACCGAAAUAUUGUACAUGUUCUGUCUAAAGGAUCAAAGAUUUUCGUUGAUGAUGGUUUAAUAAGCUUAGUGGUUUUGGAUAAAGGUCCUGAUUACCUUGAAUGCGAAGUUGAAAAUGGUGGAAAGCUAGGGUCUCGUAAAGGAGUUAAUCUCCCAGGAGCCCAUGUCGAUUUAGAUGCAGUAUCAGAAAAAGACAAACAAGAUCUUCGUUUUGCAGUUGAGCAUAACGUUGACAUGGUGUUUGCCUCUUUCAUCCGGAAUGCUGAUGCUGUACACCAGAUCCGUCAACUUCUCGGUGAUAAUGGUUCCCACAUUAAAAUCAUCGCUAAAAUCGAAAAUCAUGAAGGCGUCCAACGAUUUAAUGAAAUCCUUGAUGCUGCUGAUGGAAUUAUGGUUGCUCGUGGUGAUCUAGGAAUAGAAAUCCCUGCUGAAAAGGUUUUCAUAGCACAAAAGAUGAUGAUUGGUCGCUGUAAUCAGGUUGGGAAGCCUGUGAUAUGUGCCACACAAAUGUUGGAGUCAAUGACUACUAAGCCUCGUCCAACACGUGCUGAAUCAAGUGACGUUGCUAAUGCCGUACUUGAUGGUGCAGACUGUGUUAUGCUUUCAGGAGAAACAGCCAAAGGAUUAUAUCCAUUAGAGGCUGUACAAACUAUGCACCGUAUAUGUGUACAGGCUGAGGCAGCAAUGUUUCAUGGACAAUUGUUUGAAGAUUUGAAGUCUUCUUUAUAUGGCCCAACUGAAAUGGCUCACACCACUGCCAUUGCUGCUGUAGAAGCUGCUAGUCGUUGUAAUGCUGCCGCUAUCAUUGUGAUUACAACAUCUGGCCGAUAGGAAGACGUUAUGGAAACUACUUCAACACUAUGGAGUUCUUGAGAAGAUUGUCAACGUUAUCCGGAACUCAUACGACGGACUACAGUGCAAAGUCGUGCAUGGAGAACAGCUGACAGAUGCAUUCCAAGUAAGGACCGGAAUCAAACAAGGCUGUCUACUCUCUCCCUUCCUCUUUCUUCUGGUGGUCUACUGGAUUAUGAAAACCUCGACAUCUGAAGGAAAACACAGCAUAUAAUGGACAUCUCAGAACUAAUUAUAGACGAUUUGGACUUCACAGACGACCUAGCCCUCGUAUCCAAUACACACGAACAAAUGCAGAUAAAGACAGCCAGUGUAGCAGCAGUCUAUGCAUCAGUAGGCCUCAACAUAUACAAGAAGAAAACCAAGAUCCUCAAAUUCAAAACGGAGAACAGCAGUCCAAUCACUCUUGAUGGCGAAACUCUGGAAGAUGUAGAAUCCUUCACAUACCUGGGAAGCAUCAUCGAUGGACAUGGAGGUUCAGAUGCGAACGUAAAAGCGAGGAUUGGCAAAGCAAGGGCCAUAUUUCUACAAUUGAAGAACAUAUCGAACUCAAAACAACUGUCUGUCAACCAAUAUCAAAAUCAAAAUCUUCAAUACGGACGUCAAAACAGUCAGUUCUACUGUACGGAGCUGAAACUUGGAGAACUACUACAACCAUCAUCAAAAAGGUAUAAGUACUUAUAAAUAGCUGUCUAUGCAAGAUACUCAACAUCCAUUGGUCGGAUACCAUCAGCAACAGCCUCCUCUGGGAGAGAACAAACUAUCUUCCAGCUAAAGAAGAAAUUAGGAAAAGACGAUGGAUAGGACAUACAUUACGCAAAUCAUCAAACUGCAUUACGUGGCAAGCCCUGACUUGGAAUCCUGAAGGGAAGCGGAAAAGAGGAAGGCCAGAGAACACAUUACGUCGGGAAAUAGAAUCAGAUAUGAAAAGGAUAAAUAACAACUGAAAGGAGCCAGAAAGGAUUUCCCAGGACAGGGUUGGAUGGAGAAUGCUAGUGAGUGGCCUAUGCUCCUUCACGAGGAGUUUCAGGCUUCAUGCCAAUUGAUCUCACGUCAUAGACCUCGUUGCCCAAUUCUCACUGUGACACGUCAUGAAUAUAUUGCUCGUCAAAUUCACCUUUAUCGUGGCGUUCAUCCUUUGUAUUAUGGUGAACCACGAGCUGGAGAAUGGUACGAAGAUAUGGACCGUAGAAUUCGUUAUGCUAUUGAUUAUGGUAGAAAGCGUUCAUUUUUCUCGCCUGGGUGCUUCGUAAUAAUCGUAACUGGUUGGAAAGCUGGUUCCGGUUCUACAAAUACACUUCGUGUUGUCAAACUAGAAGAUGCAGAAACUAAGCCAAUAGUUAUGGUGCCAAGUAUUACACACUUUGAUGAUUAGGUUAACUUAUAUAAUUGAUGAUUCAAAUGAUGGGACUUUAUCACAAACACUUUUUCAGUUCUUUUAGUUUCAUCGUAUGUACUUCAAUUUAGUCAUGUUCCGUUCCUUACCCUCUUAAUCACAGAAAUUAUUGUCAUUUAUAUUAAUAGAUGUAACCUUACAGCUGAAAUUCGUUUCAUUCAACUAUAAUUGUCUAAAUACUUUGUGGAAGCAUCACUUAAUAGAUGUGUAUGUGUGUAGUCGUCUUUUUUAGUAGACCUAUGAUUGUACUUCUUUACUUUCCUCUUUUCACGCACGCAACUUAGAAAUGUCUGAAAAUUUAUAAGAUAACAUUUUAUUUUUUUUCAAAUCAAGUCAUUGAUUAAUCAUUUUCCUGCAUGUGUGCGUCAUGUUAAAAUAAUUGUACGCAAUAUACUUUCCAGAU